CACGCACGACCUGUCGGCUCUGGUGACCGGACGGACCUCGAUCCUCAAACGACCCCAAUCCUUUGGUAUGUCAAAUUAGAUAGAUGAAUACGCGGGCGGCGACGAAUACAGAAUAGCUCUUCUUUGUGCUCUGUCGUGGUCGCUGCCGCCAUGAACACCUUCUGCGGCUCAAAGGCCAGCACGUGGGGCUGGCUCAGUGUCUGACACAGUGCCGUUUCACCAACGCGCGCAAGACACGCUUGCUGUUCUGCGAACAAUGCUUGCCAUAUAGCCUUUCCGAGCUUGAGCUGACAAGCACGCUCUUAGAUCCCACCUUCACCACCGCAUACGCAUCCUCAUCCAGCUUCCUCCUUCGCUUUUCAAUUGUCCACCGUCAAACAAUCACGACCCCGCAAUCACUGAGCACCAGCUCAAUCGACCUAGUCCGCCGCGCAUCAGCGCAUACCCACCACCACCACAACCGCCAACAUGCCACCAGCGGGGAGCGGUAGCUCUAGAAAGAUCUCUUUCAAUGUCUCAGAGCAAUACGAUAUUCAGGAUGUCGUAGGAGAAGGCGCGUAUGGUGUUGUCUGCUCCGCAUUGCACAAGCCGUCCGGCCAGAAGGUCGCCAUCAAGAAGAUUACGCCCUUUGACCACUCCAUGUUCUGUCUGAGAACACUACGAGAGAUGAAGCUACUCCGGUACUUCAACCACGAGAACAUCAUCUCCAUUCUCGACAUCCAGAAGCCUCGGAACUACGAGACCUUCACCGAAGUUUACCUAAUCCAGGAACUCAUGGAGACCGACAUGCACCGCGUCAUUCGUACACAAGAGCUUUCAGACGACCAUUGCCAGUACUUCAUCUACCAGACCCUGCGCGCGCUGAAGGCGAUGCACUCAGCAAACGUCCUCCAUCGCGAUCUUAAGCCCUCCAAUCUGCUCCUCAACGCCAACUGCGAUCUGAAGGUCUGCGAUUUCGGUCUUGCCCGCUCAGCUGCCUCAACCGAGGACAACUCAGGUUUCAUGACGGAAUACGUUGCGACGCGUUGGUACCGUGCGCCCGAGAUUAUGCUUACGUUCAAGGAGUACACAAAGGCCAUUGAUGUAUGGAGUGUAGGAUGCAUUCUGGCUGAGAUGCUUAGCGGAAAGCCUCUGUUCCCAGGAAAGGACUACCACCACCAACUCACGCUGAUUCUCGAUGUGCUCGGUACGCCUACCAUGGAGGAUUACUACGGCAUCAAGUCCCGCCGAGCUCGCGAAUACAUUCGGUCGCUGCCAUUCAAGAAGAAGAUUCCGUGGAAGGCCAUGUUCCCUAAGACCAACGAUCUGGCGCUUGACCUGCUCGAGCGGUUACUCGCUUUCAACCCUGUCAAGCGAAUCACAGUCGAGGAAGCGCUCAAGCACCCAUACCUUGAGCCGUACCAUGACCCAGAUGACGAGCCGACGGCCGACCCUAUCCCAGAGGAGUUCUUCGAUUUUGACAAGAACAAGGACAAUCUGACCAAGGAGCAGCUCAAACUCCUCAUCUACCAGGAGAUUAUGCGGUAAACUUUCACGUUUCCCCCCAAAGUGCGAGAUAUACACAAGAUACCACCAUCGAGUCGAUUUCUGGAACUUGUCCACAGCUAGCUGGUCUGAGCUCACUACCAUAUUCGAGGAAGGUCUACAAUCAUCCUGUAAUUUGGAUUCUCAGCAGAAGAAAUAAUGUUAGCAAUGACAGCAUGGAAGAUAUGGGGAGAUGCGCUUCAAAUCGCGCUCCGUACAGAAAGAAAUCUCCUACACCCACAGUACUUAUGAUAGGAAAAGACAGG
This is a messenger RNA of Alternaria alternata, 1790 nucleotides long. RefSeq names its product Pkinase-domain-containing protein. The record is from RefSeq and is a predicted model, not a curated record. The transcript is spliced from 5 exons. Lineage: Eukaryota; Fungi; Ascomycota; Dothideomycetes; Pleosporales; Pleosporaceae. Gene Ontology annotation, biological process: intracellular signal transduction; protein phosphorylation. Gene Ontology annotation, cellular component: cytoplasm; nucleus. The coding region runs from base 469 to 1527 and encodes 352 amino acids. Gene Ontology annotation, molecular function: ATP binding; MAP kinase activity.